AUGGAUUCCUCUGUUUUUCGCUCCAGGAAUUCUGAUAAUUUUUCCUCUGAUUCAUCCUUUGGAUCACCAGAAUCUUUUCCAUGUUGGGAUGUAAAAUUCUUGGAGGAAAAUUCACUUCCUUUCAAUGAAAAUGAUUCUGAAGAAAUGCUUCUGUUUGGUGUUCUAGCACAAGCUGCACAAGAAGAAAAUUCUGAAUCAAAUUCAUCUGAUCAUCAAACAAAAGAAGAUGAAGUAAACUCAGUCCCAGACGAAAAACCCACCAAGGAAAAGUCUUACAGGGGCGUAAGAAGAAGGCCAUGGGGGAAAUUUGCAGCUGAAAUAAGGGAUUCUACAAGGAAUGGAAUAAGGGUUUGGUUAGGAACAUUUGAUACUGCAGAAGCCGCUGCUUUAGCUUAUGAUCAAGCGGCGUUUUCGAUGCGCGGCCAGGCUGCGAUUAUGAAUUUUCCUGUGGAAAAGGUGAGGGAAUCACUGUGUGAAAUGAAGUGUAUAACUGAGGAAGAUUGUUCACCUGUUAUUGCUUUGAAAAGGAAACAUUCAAUGAGGAGGAGAAAUGGGAACAAGAAGAGCAAGGCGAGGGAAAUUAAGGAGGAAAAUGUGGUGGUGUUUGAGGAUUUGGGUGCUGAUUAUCUGGAACAACUUUUGAGUACAAGUGAAAAUGGUAAUUUCUUGUGUACUUAG
This is a messenger RNA of Fraxinus pennsylvanica, 678 nucleotides long. The record is from the annotation of a GenBank genome assembly. Lineage: Eukaryota; Viridiplantae; Streptophyta; Magnoliopsida; Lamiales; Oleaceae.